Phytophthora sojae is the source of this 1093-nucleotide messenger RNA. RefSeq lists its product as hypothetical. Bases 1 to 1047 code for a protein of 348 amino acids. The transcript has a single exon. NCBI's taxonomy places the organism in Eukaryota, Oomycota, Peronosporomycetes, Peronosporales, Peronosporaceae. The record is from RefSeq and is a predicted model, not a curated record. Gene Ontology annotation, molecular function: dioxygenase activity.
AUGGAGGUGCACCAGGUCCCUGUGAUCGACAUUGGGGCCUUCACGGCUCUCGCGACGGACGCAGAGGUGGACGCGGCGCUUCGAGACACCAACAACUCGUCCAUCCGCCAGAUCAUCGACGAGGUCUCCGCUGCUGCGAGCGAGUGGGGGUUCUUCUACGUUGCGAACCACGGCCUACCAGCGCAAGACGUCAAGAGGUUCCAGGAGUUCAUGCGCGCGUUCUUCCGUCUCCCGCCAGAGACGAAGCGCUCCAUCCCCCGCGUCGCUACGAACGCGCGCGGGUAUGUCGAGGGGGAACUCACCAAGAACAAGACGGACUGGAAGGAGUGCUUCGACUUCACUGGGGCCUACGAGGAUGGCCCCCCACCUCCAGAGGGGGACGGACGACUGGGCACGUCGCAGAACCAGUGGCUACAGGAGGAUAUUCUACCGGGGUUCCGCCAUGAAAUGCAGACUUACUACGACAAGAUGGAGUACAUCUCCCGCCGACUGUUGAAGAUACUGGCGGUGUCGUUGGGGGAACAGCCCGCGUUCUUCGACCAGUUCUUCCUGGGCAACAGCCCCAGUGUCAUGAGACUGAACCACUACCCUGUGGCCCCCGACCCGGAGAAGACCAUGGGGGUCUACAACCACACGGAUCCUGGCGCUCUUACCAUUCUCCUGCAAGAUGACGAAGUGGCUUCACUCCAGGUGUUUCACCGGAAGUCGCAGACGUGGGUGAAUGUGCCGCCGAGGAAGGGGACGUACACCAUCAACCUUGGCGACAUGACGCAGGUGUGGUCGAACGACAAGUUCGUGGCCCCAAUUCACCGCGUUCUGGCGACGGACAAGGCCAGUCGCUUCUCGGCCCCGUUCUUUUACUUCCCAGCGUACAAUGCCCAAGUGGAGCCUAUCAUCGUGAAGGAAGGGGACGUGCCCAACUACCGUCCGUUCAGCUGGGCGGAGUACAUUCUGGCGAGGGCUCGGGGCAACUACGCCGAUCUGGGGAAGGAGAACCAAAUUGGAGACUUCAAGAUCAACGGCCCGAUCGACGUGGCUAACUCAUAAACUCGAGCGUUAGGAUGCAAGUCAAAAUUUGAGGCUAUUUUCGUGU